AUGCCUAAUCACGCAACUCUGCCACCCUCCUCCGUGCCCGAUAACCCUGUUACCUUAUCUGAUCCCCACGUGGGACCGGAUGAGCAUGCACCAGGCGUAUGGGCUGCCCAUGUAAAGACCCUGCCAUGGAUCACUGCGCGAAAGAGCACCUUCAUCAAAUCAGACUUUCUCGGAUUCCUUCGGACUAUGGAGCCUCGCCGUGAGCCUACCCUACGGACUGGCAGCGAGUGGAAUGCUGAGAGUUUUGACAAGCUGGUUGGGUCCAGUAUUUCGAACGCGGAAGGCAUCUACAUGCAGAUGGUUGGACGACGGGCCGAGGAGGAAUGCACCCACUGUCAACAAGAAGAGGGGCCAUUCCCCUACUGCGUUGUCAUCGACUCACCCCGUUGGCCAAAAGAGUGUGCUAACUGCCACUGGGGCGGGAAUGCCCGUCAAUGCUCUCAGUUCAUUGAACAAAGUAGCCAAGACCCACGGCCCAUCGUCCCACACGCCAGUUUUCAUCAGUCAGCGCCCUCUCUCGAUAACCAAGCCUUGGUUCGCCAGCGGGCGAGUGACCGUCAACUUUUCCUUCUCGAGCUUCUUCGCCUGCACGCAAUGAUUACCGAUAUUCGCACCACCACUACCUAUACUCGCCAGGCUGCAAACGAUAACAUUGCGGCAUGGAGAAGCGUACGUGAAACGGUUCGAGUAGUACGAUCUCGCCUGAGUUCUGGAAAUGCUGUCCACACCUCAGAAGUUCGACGGGUCCGGGCACAGGUCCUAGCUGGAGUCGGUCGAGGUCAUACCAUUCAAAAUGCGGAACAGGAGGUUGCACAGUACACCCAGGAUCUGCAAAACGCAAUCGAGGAUGUCAUUCGCCAGUAUAUCUAG
Penicillium expansum is the source of this 870-nucleotide messenger RNA. RefSeq names its product DUF3716 domain-containing protein. Lineage: Eukaryota; Fungi; Ascomycota; Eurotiomycetes; Eurotiales; Aspergillaceae. Bases 1 to 870 code for a protein of 289 amino acids. The record is from RefSeq and is a predicted model, not a curated record. The transcript has 2 exons.